AUGUUUUUCUCCGUCUCCAUACCAAAGACCUUUCUCAUCCUUCAACUAUUCUUUUCAUUGGUAUCAUGUCAGGUGCGGGGAAGCACAAGCGGCUAUAAGCCAACAUACUCCCCCAUUCACCUCGCCUGGUUGGCCAAAAAUCAAAAAGAUAUUAGGCAACAGGCGGCCGUACAACUAAAAGAACUAAGAGAGGCACAAACUUCCAAGGGAUCGCAGCCCGAGCAACUUCAGCGAGAAGUCACAGAAGAUCAGGAGUUCCUGGCUAACAGUGUUAUUAUUUCCAAAAGAACAUGGGAGGUUUUCGAAGAGGCACUUCAAAUAGCGGCCGAAGGUCCGAAUGGAACGUUAGGCGAGAGUCCCGUUCAAAUUCUUACCGAAGCGGCCAAGUCAAUAGCCAAACUAACCAUUCAGAUCCAUACAAUCGGCGGGUAUGUGAAACGAAUUUUGAAAUUACCUGAGUCUGAAAGGAAGGGGCUUCCGGGAGACAAGGCUUAUGUCCAAAUUUUCGACAAGCUGAUGAGAACUCUUCAACCAGUAUUCAACCUUUACCCUGGACUAAAAGAUAAGAACGACGAAGAGAUUAUUAGUGUUAUUGCUAAAGGUGGCUAUAUUGACCAAACAUGGGGCGCUUCAUCUCUAUAUUUCCUAGCACAACUGCGAAAAUUGUUGGACUAUGACGAAUUAUCUCGCAAUACGAUAUUGGUCUCUGAUGCGCCAUUACGUACCGCAUUUCGAACAAUCGAUAGAGCGAGGUCCCAAAUGAGAGAGUAUCUUUUCGACAUGCAAGCAGUGUUAGCCAAACUUCAAAAAAAAUACCCUAAAGAACCGUUCGACCUUACUCUACACUACCCGGAGAUAUCGCCUGAAGGCGAAAGAAGACAGGAUAUUGGCUAUCAUAAAUACUACGAAGGAAGAUAUAUAGAUAAAUAUACAUCUAGGGCUCUUGGCGGCAUUACUAGAGAUGGAGUCCCGGUCGAGGAGCCAUUUAUAUCGUGGUCAAAAGCUAAUGAACUCAGAUUCGAAAUGUAUUUUGGCAUCAUGGAGUUAUUCGACCGAAUCGUGGCAGGAAAUAUGAGUUUGAUGAUGGAAAUGAUUAUCGAUAUCUUGCUUGCCGCAAACGUGUUCCUUGGAAGGAGAACGUCGCUCCCAGAUUACGAGUUCGGUCUUCUGCUUGAGAUGAACCCAGGACUAGAGAAUUGGGAUGCAUUUAGUUGGAUGGAGUCGUACCCAGAAAUGGAAUUUGGUCGUGCGACACCACGCCUCGCGACAUGGGACCCACCCCCUGCCGAAUUCUUGCUUCCACAGGGCCAACAUGAUGCAGAUCCAUUCGCCCCUCAGUAUCUCAAGUUUGAUAACGCUUAA
Messenger RNA from Orbilia oligospora ATCC 24927, 1362 nucleotides. RefSeq lists its product as uncharacterized. The record is from RefSeq and is a predicted model, not a curated record. Lineage: Eukaryota; Fungi; Ascomycota; Orbiliomycetes; Orbiliales; Orbiliaceae. The coding region runs from base 1 to 1362 and encodes 453 amino acids. The transcript has a single exon.